Molecule: messenger RNA, 3383 nt
Organism: Sciurus carolinensis (gray squirrel)
Lineage: Eukaryota; Metazoa; Chordata; Mammalia; Rodentia; Sciuridae
Gene: Nfatc2ip
Product: nuclear factor of activated T cells 2 interacting protein
Exons: 8
Coding region: 62-1351 (429 amino acids)
Biological process (GO): cytokine production; positive regulation of transcription by RNA polymerase II
Molecular function (GO): protein binding
Source: RefSeq, a predicted model, not a curated record
GUCGCUGGAGGGGGCCGGGCGAAGAGAGAAGGAGGGCUUGUGUGACGGCCGAGCGAGAGCCAUGGCGGAACCGGUGAGGAGACGGGGUCGAAGGCCCCGAGGCGGCGGUGUUGGCCGAGGGGCUCGGGGAGCCCGGGGCGGUCGGGGCCGGCGUCCUCGCGCCCAGCGGUCUCCAGCUCGGCGCACUCUGGACACCGUGCUUGUCGACUUGGUCAGCGACAGCGACGAGGACAUCCUGGAGGUGGCGACUGCGCGCGGUGCUGCGGACCCAGCUGAGGUCUCGUCCCCGGCUGAGGUCUCGCCUCCAGAGCCGCAGCCCAGGCCGGCCGCACCCCGGGCCGACAGCGACAGUGACAGUAACAGUGAAGGCGCCGACGCGCGGCCUGCGGGAGCCCAGCGGACCCUGGUCAGGCGGCGGCGGCGGCUGCUGCUGGAUCCGGGGGAGGCGCCGGUGGUUCCGGUGUACUCCGGGAAGGUGGAAAGCAGCCUCCACCUCAUCCCAGAUCAUGUGUCCCUCCUGAAACUCUGCCCUGCAGAGGCUGAGGAAGAGGCAGAUGUGACAGAUGCUAGCAGUCUUCACCCUGAGGAUCCCCCAUUUCCAGGCUCUCCCUGGAAGAAGAAGCUGAGGAGUAAGGAUGAGAAAGAAGAGAAGAAAAAGAAGGUGUUUGUGGCUCAGGACAACUCUCCUUUGCCCCCACCUCCACCAAGAACCAAGAGCAGAAAGCAUACUCGGGCACUCCAGAAAUUGAGGGAAGUGAACAAACGCCUCCAAGAAAUCCGAUCCUGCUUGAGCCCCAAGCAGCACCAGGGCCAAGGCCACCAGAGCCAAGAUGAUGAGGUGGUCCUAGUGGAGGGGCCCACCCUUCCAGAGAGCCCCCGGCUCUUCCCACUCAAAAUCCGGUGCCGGGCUGACCUGAUCAGAUUGCCUAUCAGAAUGUCGGAGCCCCUUCAGAGUGUGGUGGACCACAUGGCCACCCAUCUCAGGGUGUCCCCAAGCAGGAUUCUUUUGCUCUUUGGAGAGACAGAGCUGGCCCCUACGGCCACCCCCAGGACCCUAAAGCUUGGAGUGGCUGACAUCAUUGACUGUGUGGUGCUAGCAAGUUCUUCAGAGGCCACAGAGACAUCCCAACAGCUCCGUCUCAGGGUUCAGGGGAAGGAGAAGCAUCAGAUGCUGGAGAUCUCAUUGUCUCAAGAUUCUCCUCUCAAGACCCUCAUGUCGCACUAUGAGGAGGCCAUGGGACUCUCUGGACACAAGCUCUCUUUCUUCUUCGAUGGGACAAAGCUUUCAGGCAAGGAGCUGCCAGCUGAUCUGGGCAUGGAAUCCGGGGACCUCAUUGAGGUCUGGGGCUGAAACCCUAUUCCCUGUCUGGAGGCCCAGCCAGGACUUGGGGACAAUGUUUCUUGCUUUUUUUGCCCCAUAAGAGUUAUCAGAAGCUGAGGUAGAACUUGUCUUUUAGCUGAGGCAAAACCGAGGCGUGACCUUUGACUCCCAUCUCUUGUUGAUCCUGGUCUCAAGCCCUGAGCUGCUUGGUUAGUUGUGUAGUGGUUGUUGCUGCCCUGGGUGGCCUGUGGCUCCAUGGCAUGUCCUACUGAGUUUUGCAGCCCGUGGGACAUGGAGGAGUCUCCCCAGCCUCUCACUUUUAUAGCCCGUCUCUUCAUUGAAAUGUCCGUUCUGUGAACCGUUGCUCAUCUUCAAAGUUGAAAUAAAUGAGGGUGGGAUUAUGGGCUUCCAGGACUGGGACUUAGGUCACAUCAAGGACCAACAGUAGCCUUAUUGUCAUUGGGCGCUGGGAAUGCAGUUUGCUGGAGACGCCUCGUUGGUGGGAAGGAAACUAAAGGAGCAUGUGCGUCCGUGCUGCGGCUUAAGCCCUGGCAGACAAGUGGAACGCUCUCAGAGUGAAGGUCGUGGAGUCUCAGCCAUGGUGUCUCCUCUCCCCAGGACCCUUUAGAGCCACCUUUCUGGUACACACAUCCUGGUGCCCACAUUUAAGGCAUAACUGAACAGUCAGCCGUUUUGCUUUGGAUCUUGGGAUUCUCUGGUUUUGUGGCGUGUUCGCCUUUCUUCACGCCACCUCUCCCAUUGGCACGCUGUUUGUUGAUUAUGUAUCUUUGAAUGUCAUUGUGUCCUUAUAAGAUACAGUGUGUUAGGAGUGAAUAUGCUUUUGCUCUACCUAUGAGCUGUUGUGCAAUAAUUUCACUGUUUUCACUCAAUAUGUAUGAGGAUGUAGCCUCUGCUCAGUCUAGAUCUGCCACAUGGAACCCACGGUGGCAUCAACUGCAUCUUAUUCACACGUUGCCUUACAUGGUGGACACCUGGGUGCCCGUCAAGUCCUUGGCACCACUUUCCAGGCCACGAUAAACAUCCUUUUUGGUGUCCCUUCUUUGCUCGUGUGAACUUCUCUAGCAUACAAACCCAGGAGAGGAUUACGGGUUACACAGGUUACUUUCUCUGGCUUUCCAGAUUUUUCAUUAGAAUGGGGGUUGACUCCCUCUUGAGGCUUCCUUCCUCCUAUCCUCACCAGCACUUGGUACUGCCCAACUUUCUGAUUUUUGCCAGUCUGGUGGGUCCAAGGGCACUGUGUUUAAUGUCCUCCCAUUGGAUCACCAUUGAUUUGGGGAUCCUGUCGUAUGUCUGUCAGCCUUUCUGGUUGCUCUUUCUAUGAAUUGCUCCUUUUCCCACAGGGCUUCCUUUUUGUGUGCUGUGUUUGUUUGUUCUGAGGAGCUGCUCAUAUAUUUCUGGGCAAUUGCAAAUAACUCAGAAUGGCACUUUUUGAAUCUAGGAGAUCUUUCACCAAACAGACAUUCUUAAUUUUAAGGUAGACAAGUUAUUUUGUUUUGAAGUUUGUUGCUUUUUGAUUUAUUUAAAAUUAGUUAAGAUAUUGUCAUUGUCUUCUGUUAACUCAUUUGCUUUUCCUUUCAUGUUGAAGCCACUGAGUUCAGCUUGUUUCAGCUAGGACACCGUGGCACAGUGUACUGACUGGCAACUGUCCUGAGUGGUCAAACGCUGGUUCUUACUGGUUAGUGCCAGGCUGUACUGGUUGGUAAAGAUUGAACAUCACCUUUAAACUAUUUGAUAUGUUGCUUUGUGAGACCAAGUUUUUUUUUUUAUCAUAUAAUGAGCCAUUUUUCUCAGUUUUGUCUACUAAAAAAGCCAUUAAUCUUUCACCGACAUUUGUUGUAAUUUUUUCAAAAGUAUGUUAGCUCCUUAAAAAUGUUUUUGUUGGAAUGCGGCAUUCCUUUGAAUUUUAUGACAUGUAAAUAAUCCGUGAUAUGGUAUAGCUCUCCAUCUUUUUAGCAGAACUUUUGUAUCCACUAAUAAGUUUGAACACAUUAAAAUUAUGUAUUCAAUCUCAACAGAAUAAAUGGGAGUACAUUCAACUGUC